UUUAUAUGACGGUUUUCUUGACAAUAAGCUCAAAAUAUAUGAUGUAAUAGCCAAACUCACCAAAAGAACCGAACGUAUUAUGUGCUUAGAAGUUACACAGACAGUGUUGCCAGAUAUCAACGUAUACUUACUGUCGUGUGAAUUUUAUCUUUAGAACAGAAUAAUCAUAAUCAAUAGUUCAGGAUCGUUGUCAAUAGCUGUAAGCUUUAGAGUAUUAACAAUAUAUAUAUUUGAUAUUGUGUGAUGUUUCAGCAAGAACAGACACUAGUAUGUUUGGAGAGACGUAUAAAAAAAUUAGAAGACCAAAUACACGGAAAAAAUCUGAAGCGUAACCAGGGUUUAGAGCAAUCGUGUAUUGAAGCUUUGACCAAGAUUCAGAAUCAACUGCAGUCAGCAGUUACUGGAAAAGAUAAGAUCACCGAUGCAUUUGAGAAAUUGAGUGAGUUAGAAAAAUUCCUUGAUCCAGACUAUGCAGAUAGUUUGACUUUAACAGAAGCUGCAAAAUUGGACAUUGUGCUUGAAGAAGAAGAACUAGUUCGUCAUAUUAUUGACAGUUUGCAAAAAGUAGAAGACCUGAAAAGUGUGUUGGACAGUGAGCAUAUUAAAGCAACUCAGCUUCUACUUUGAAAGUGGGCA
Messenger RNA from Limulus polyphemus (Atlantic horseshoe crab), 636 nucleotides. RefSeq lists its product as uncharacterized. Lineage: Eukaryota; Metazoa; Arthropoda; Merostomata; Xiphosura; Limulidae. Gene Ontology annotation, cellular component: dynactin complex. The coding region runs from base 244 to 627 and encodes 127 amino acids. The record is from RefSeq and is a predicted model, not a curated record. The transcript is spliced from 5 exons. Gene Ontology annotation, biological process: cytoskeleton-dependent cytokinesis.